This is a messenger RNA of Marmota flaviventris (yellow-bellied marmot), 180 nucleotides long. RefSeq names its product cortexin domain containing 1 (gene Ctxnd1). The record is from RefSeq and is a predicted model, not a curated record. NCBI's taxonomy places the organism in Eukaryota, Metazoa, Chordata, Mammalia, Rodentia, Sciuridae.
AUGGAGGAGCCCACGCCUGAGCCUGUCUAUGUCGAUGUGGACAAGGGGCUGACCUUGGCCUGCUUUGUCUUCCUUUGUCUCUUCCUCAUAGUAAUGAUCAUUCGCUGUGCCAAGGUCAUCAUGGACCCAUACAGUGCCAUUCCCACAUCUACUUGGGAAGAGCAACACCUGGAUGACUGA